Molecule: messenger RNA, 849 nt
Organism: Venustampulla echinocandica
Lineage: Eukaryota; Fungi; Ascomycota; Leotiomycetes; Helotiales; Pleuroascaceae
Exons: 1
Coding region: 1-849 (282 amino acids)
Biological process (GO): proteolysis
Molecular function (GO): glutamic-type endopeptidase activity
Source: RefSeq, a predicted model, not a curated record
AUGAAGUUCUCUCUGCUUCUCAGCACGGGGCUUUUUGCUACCUCAAUCGUUGCCGCACCUCGAGGCCGCGGCUUGGCUCAUCGUGUAGCUUCCCGGACAAGUAGGACCGGUCUUCCAGCUCAAAUCUUGGACCCCUUAGACAGAAUUUUAGCUGGCCAGGACGGAAACGCUACUCAUGUCUCCUACAGCAACAACUGGUCAGGGGCAGUAUUGACAGCUCCUCCUGCCGGGACAACAUUUUCCGCGGUUUCGGGGAAAUUCGCGGUUCCCGUUCCCUCCACACCAAAAGGUGGGCCGGAUGCCAGCCACUCUGCAUCCAUCUGGGCGGGCAUUGAUGGAGACACUUUCCAAAAUUCCAUUCUCCAGGCUGGUAUCGAUGUGACGGUCACGAAAUCUGGAGCCGCCGAAGCCGUGACGUAUAGCGCGUGGUAUGAAUGGUACCCUAACUACGCCAUCAACAUUGCUAGCACAGCAUUCUCUUUCAAGGAGAAGGAUGUCAUUAGCAUUUCUAUCACUUCAAGCAGCUCGACCAAGGGUACAAUAGUCCUAUCGAAUAUCAACACGGGGAAAUCAUUCUCAAAGACGCUAGAGGCGCCAUCGGCUGCCGCAGCUCUCGGUGGCCAGAAUGCGGAGUGGAUUGUGGAGGACUACUCGCAGAAUGGUGCACUUGUUCCUUUUGCAAAUUUCGGAACUGUCCACUUCUCGGAAUGUGUGGCUAAGGCGGGGACCACGAACGUAGGGACGAAGGGAGCGGAAAUCAUUAACCUGAAGGUUAAAGAUACUGGAAAGGUUUUGACUGAUGUAACGAUCCCGAGCGAGUCCGAAGUCCACGUUGUGUAUACUGCAUAG